Messenger RNA from Ascochyta rabiei, 2094 nucleotides. RefSeq lists its product as uncharacterized. NCBI's taxonomy places the organism in Eukaryota, Fungi, Ascomycota, Dothideomycetes, Pleosporales, Didymellaceae. The record is from RefSeq and is a predicted model, not a curated record. Bases 1 to 2094 code for a protein of 697 amino acids. Gene Ontology annotation, molecular function: protein binding. The transcript has 4 exons.
AUGACUGUCGAUGACUUUCUGAGUCGCGACACGGACGCCUUCGUGCUGCCCUCCAAGUCGUACUAUCCCACCAAGAUUCCUAUUGCACAUUACCAGCUACGACACUUCAUUAGCUCGCCGGAGCAAGACCUCAUCUACUAUGCGAGCGGCUGCGACGUCUACUGCCUCAAUGCAGCCACACAGACCCAGGCACACCUGACGACACUGCCCUUCGAGGCGCGCUGCACCGCAUCAGCUCACGGCUAUGUCUGUGUAGGAGGCGCAGACGAUGGCAACUUUGCUGCCAUCAAGGUCGCUGGCUUCCCUCCUGUAGACGACGCCGACGUGGACGCCUCAUUGCCUCUCGACUUUGAGUAUCGCUUCUCCCGUCCCCCACUGCUCGGUACCGCGCACCGCAUACGCCUUGAAAAGAUUGGAGAGGACAUCGUCAACUCGAUAUCGAUACACAGGCUGCCUGCCACCACCACCGACGGUCGCGACGAUGUAGUAGCCGUACUUACCAACAACGACAAAUCGGUGCGAGUCUACUCGCUGGUCGACAACCUGGAGCUAUGUUGCAUAGACUUGCCAAUCGCCAUGAACCACGCCACCAUCUCGCCUGAUGGCAAGUUCCUCGUAGCGGUCGGUGACCAGCAAACUGGCUUCUUCUUCGAACGAUAUCUUCCUGGACCGGAGAGAGGCAACUGGAGAGAGCCUAAUGGGCGAAUCACCUCGGUCCCAUCAGAAUGGAAGCUGUUCGAGGAAGUGGCAUUGUACGUACCAUCGAAUCAGGCUGCUGAAGGAUACUUUACCACGGCAUGGUCACCCUCAGGCCGUCUGUGCGCCGUUGGCUCCGAGUGUGGCUACAUUACAGUGUUUGACGUCGAUUACCUAAAAGUGACCGAGUACGGAGAGGAUGCCAUACUCCAAGUAAUCAGCUCAACGAGACCGGACGUAUGCACAAGUGCUGGCGCAGUGCGGACGAUGCAGUUCUCCCCAGCGCCAUGGGACUUCUUAAUCUGGAGCGAAGAUCAAGGCAGAGUAUGCGUUGCCGACCUACGCUCUGGCCUCAAGGUGAAGCAGGUACUUACCCUAGACCCAAAGGAGGAGGGCAUCAACAAGGUGGAGAUUGCCGAUUUUGACUUGAGUCUCAACCCGCAAAUGUCUGAGUUGCGUAGGGAAGCCGACUUCAUUCGCAGAUAUCGCCGGGCGCUGGACUCUGAAGGGACACAGGCAGCGGUCGACGCUGCGAAUGAAUACUUCGAAGCAGAUUCUGAGCGACAAAGAACGCUUCGGCGACUUGGGGUGGUCGAGUCGGAUAACGAUCCGCAUGGACUGUCAACCGAAGAGCGGCGAAUCCUCGAGACUUUGCGAACGUCACGUCACACCCUGGAAGCACGGCAACCAGGCAUCAGACCCAGGAGUAUCAACUACACAACGGCAAGCCAUGUGGAAGCUGCACGGGAAAGGGCGGCUGCAGCCCGUGAUUUGCCUUCUGACUUGCUAGAUGAGCUUCUCUCAGAGAGCCUUCGACCCACAAACCGCUUACUCGGAGAGCGAACAGCACCUCGGCGUCAAGCUUCCGUUGUCGUUUCCAUCAACGAAGGAACCGUCAAUGUGCCACCUCAUGCACAAACCAACAUCACAGACGCUGCCACCACAAGGUCGCCAAACGCAAUUGUUGCGCACACACGUAGCGAGGUUAUCAAUUCAACAGACGACGCCUGGCGCACCAUCGAAGCAGCUCUUGCUAGCCAAGCACGUGCUGCCAACAACACAGCCCGUACCAGCGCAUCCAUUUUGGCUGCCAGCAACGCAAAUCCAACGGCCCCCGAGCUACGCAGUGAAAUGCGGCGUCUUCGCCAGCUCACGCAAAUGCGCGAACGUCUUCGCAACGCACGCGCCAGCCAGCCUUCGACAGAGACGUACGAGUUCAGCUUGGGUUUUCGGAGACCAAGCCGCAGCACGCACAACUCAAGCCAGGGUGUGCGUACAGCCGGCCUGGCCAUGAGUCAGGACGGUCGAACACUGUACUGUGGUACUGAGGAGGGCAUCUUUGAGUUCAAGAUGAACCUGCACGCUCGGAAAGGCUUUCCUGCCAUCAGUCCCCGGUGA